UAAUAUAAUAAGUGUUAUUAUUUUGACUUAUACAAAAUGGACAAGUGUGUUAUUUGUGAUGAACAUGUACGAAUAAAUAAAAAUGGUAAAGAAGAUUUAGUGAUCAAUUUAGGCCAAAAAGCAAUAGCAUCAUUGACUGAAAAAAGUGUAAAAUUAAAAGAUCACAAAUGGAGGAAAUGGGUUAAAAAAACUGGUCUUAAAGUACACAAAGGAUGUCUUCAACAAUACAAAAAUUUAAAUACUGUUGUGCCUUCUCGUAUUCUUCAACCAGUUACAUUACCAGGACUGUCUGUUAAUGAUGAUGCUUACACAUAUGAAGAUGAUGAUGUUUUUGAUUUUGAAAAAAAUUGUGUGCUAUGUGGAACAGAGUGGGAUCGAGAGACAGGCCAUACAGUUGAUAGAACCUAUAUGAGUAACAAAUUGUUAAAUAUGAUUAAAAAUUUAAAAGGUCAUGAUGAUUUAAAAAAAAGAACAAGUGAAGUUCUCUCACUGGUCGAUAAUAAAGCAAGAUAUCACCAGAAUUGUUAUGAAAGUAUAUUUGUAUUGGUACCUGAUGAAAAUGCAAAAUUCCAAGAAAAAUUUGAUAGUGUUUGUAAAUAUCUCGAGGAUCAUAAAGGUGAAACUGUCACAUUAUCUACAUUAAAAAAAAUCAUGGGAGACCAGUACACCGAGUCAAGGUUAUUACAACGUAAGCUCAAGGAUAAGUAUGGUGACGAUUUUCAUUUUUGGUCUGAACGUGGAAAAGAAUCCUUGUAUUUUUACAAGAGAAAUUAUCUCAUUGAUUCAUGUAGUGAUUGGAUGAUUGAUGACAGUAACCUUGGUCAAGAACAACAGUGUUUGAUUUUGUCGACUGCAGCAAAUAUAUUGAGAAAAAAAAUCAUGGAUAAAAAGUAUGAAUGUGAUUCCUAUAACGCACCCGGUAAAUUUCUUUCAACAGUUGAUGAUGAAAUUCCAAAAGAAUUAUCACAUUUUUUAACAGCACUAGUAUAUCCAGAUGAACGAAAAAAUUAUUAUCUAAACAAAAUCACAUACAUUGCUCAUUCCAUCAUUCGAUUAAUAAAACCCAAGUCUUUUAUUUCUCAUCUUCAGUUGGCUCUGUCAACCUAUAUACUGAGGAAAACAGGUUCUAAAUUGGUUAUUGAUAUUUUAGCCAAUCUUGGAAUAUGUUCAUCGUAUUAUGAUACUACAUUGUUUGAAGCAUCUUGUGUGAUGAAUCCACCAGAAUUUAAUACUGGUGAUUCUCAGAUUCAAUUUGUUUAUGAUAACACUGAUCAUAAUACACAGACAUUAAGUGGUAAAGAUACAUACCAUUGCAUGGGGGGAAUAGCAAUAUAUACCCCAGAACAAGAAGUUACAUGUGAAGGCAAAAUAAAAAAAUGCAAAACGAUGCCAACUGAAGAGGAAAUUGUUUCUGUUAACACAAUAACCACCUCAUAUUUACCUGCAUCAUUCCGUGAUGGUUUGUCCAAGAUAGAGUAUGUUGAUACUGAUAUUUUUAAAUAUGAAACACCAGAUCCAUUACCACCAUCAUAUUGCGCUUUUUUAUGGGGACAUUAUUAUGGUGUAAAAAAUAUGCCAUCAUGGAAAGGGUAUAUGGAAAUAUUAUCAAGAGAACAUUCAUAUUAUGUUUCACGCAUUAUCUGCAUGCCAUUUAUCAAGCUCAAACCAACAGAGCCAACAACAAUUUUCACAGCACUAGUUCAUGCACUUGAAGAAACAAAAAAAAAAAAACAAAAAACAUGCUUUGUUACAUUUGACCAACCAUUAUAUAUCAAGGCACGAAAUAUCAAAGAAGGCAUGAGAGAUCAUGGUAUGGACAAUGUUGUUGUCUUGCUGGGUAUGUUCCAUUUGAUAAUGUCAUACAUGGGAACAAUUGGUUACCUGAUGGAAGGUAGUGGUCUGGCUGAUAUGUUUGGUGUAGUUUAUGGUGAAAAGGCUGUUGAAAAGUUACUGACUGGUCAUAUUUUUGACCGUGCAAUGCGUGCACAUACACUUGCCUUUAUUGCAUUAGGAAAAAUUAUAUGUGCCACUGCAGUUGAAAAUAAUGGUGACAUCAGGGAUCCAAUUAUCAAUUUUUUUAAAGACUGGGAAACUGACCCUCCUCUUUUAGGAGAUUGCAAAGUAGACAUGAAUAUCCAACGCUCAAGAAAAAUGUUUCUUGACCAAUUAGAAAUUUUUAAAACAAAUGGACCAACGGCUCAAUUAUGGGCUCAAUACUUUGAGUCUCUGGUCAUUCUAUUUCAAUUCUAUGAGUCCUCACGUCUAGGAAAUUGGGAUUUAUUUCUGCAGAGUAUCCAGCAAAUGUUGCCAUUUUUUCAUGCGGCAAAUCAUUUUCAUUAUGCCAAAUGUGCUCAAAUAUUUUUACAGGAUAUGGAAAAUUUAAAAAAUUCAAUGGACCCCGUAGAAUACCAUCAAUUUACAAAUGAAUCUAUGUUCACCAUCCGCAGAUCUGAUAAAGCAUUUGCAGGAAUUUGGGCAGACAUGACGAUUGAGCAGACAUUAAACCGAUUUUUUGGCACUGACCUUGUGCAUGGUCGUGGCGUCACUGAUGGUGUGGUUGCAAGAUAUUUAAAUAGCAUGCCUUCAAGCUAUGAAGUGAUGAAUGUUUUGGAGGAAUACACUGGUGUCAAUACUCGAAGAAGUGAACAACACAAGGAUUCAACCAGAUCAAGAAUUAAUAUUGAUCAAAAAGAUGUUGAAAAAUUUGUGUUUUGGCUAAACACACAUCAGCCAUUUACUCCAAGGCAAACUUUGAUGUCUUUAUCAACUGGAGCAAUUGGUACUCCAAACAUCAAUUGCCACUUAGCAGUUAUUAUGGGUAAAAAAGCCAUGAAAAAAAUGAUUGGCAAAAAUGCUGAGCAAGUCAAAUUAAGUAAACAAGAUGGCGUUAAAAAUUUGAGUCAUGCUGUAUCAAUUUUACAUCAUGCAGAAGACACAAGUGCAACUGAUCACAUGGCACGAAAAAAAUAUAGCAGUUGAUA
Aphidius gifuensis is the source of this 2981-nucleotide messenger RNA. RefSeq lists its product as uncharacterized. The coding region runs from base 37 to 2979 and encodes 980 amino acids. Lineage: Eukaryota; Metazoa; Arthropoda; Insecta; Hymenoptera; Braconidae. The transcript has 3 exons. The record is from RefSeq and is a predicted model, not a curated record.